Molecule: messenger RNA, 5196 nt
Organism: Lytechinus pictus (painted urchin)
Lineage: Eukaryota; Metazoa; Echinodermata; Echinoidea; Temnopleuroida; Toxopneustidae
Product: CCR4-NOT transcription complex subunit 6-like
Exons: 7
Coding region: 25-1458 (477 amino acids)
Biological process (GO): nuclear-transcribed mRNA poly(A) tail shortening
Cellular component (GO): CCR4-NOT complex; cytoplasm; nucleus
Molecular function (GO): poly(A)-specific ribonuclease activity
Source: RefSeq, a predicted model, not a curated record
UCAUUUCUCCACCUCAGGGAAUUAAUGCUGAACAACAACCAGCUGCGGUUGUUACCCUAUGAGCUAGGGCGGCUCAUCAUCACCCUCCAGGUGCUAGGUCUGAAGGGAAAUCCCCUUGCCUCAGAUGUCAUGGGUAUCUACAAUGAACCCAAAGGAACCCACAAGCUUCUCUCCUACAUGUUGGACCACAUACAUCCCCCAGGCACAUUGCCCCCAGCAAGGCCUUGGAUACAUGUAUCGCAUCCAAACAGAAAUAAACCUUCAGCCAUAUUCUCUGUGAUGAGCUACAACGUUCUCUGCGACAAGUACGCAACCAAGCAGAUCUAUGCCUACUGCCCUACGUGGGCGCUGGAGUGGGAGUAUAGAAGAAAAGGGAUCAUGGACGAGAUCCUUGGUGCAAGUUCAGACAUCAUAUGCCUCCAGGAAGUCGAAACGGAACAGUAUUACAAUUUCUUCAGCCCAACCCUCAAGCAGCACGGCUACGACAGUGUCUUCAGCCCGAAGUCCAGGGCUAAGACCAUGUCAGAGGAGGACAGAAAAUACGUUGAUGGCUGUGCCAUAUUCUUCAGGACCAGCAAAUUUGCGUUAGUCAAAGAACACCUUGUUGAAUUCAACCAGCUCGCGAUGGCAAACGCUGAAGGGUCAGAGGACAUGCUUAACAGGGUGAUGACGAAAGACAAUAUUGGGUUGGCAGCGCUUCUAGAAACGAGAGAGGGAUGCUAUGAAGGUUCAGCGUUUCAACAGGAAGUCUCUAAUGCCAGGCAGCAGCUCCUGGUAGCAAAUGUCCACAUCCACUGGGACCCCGAGUUCAGUGACGUCAAACUGAUCCAGACCAUGAUGCUCAUGAACGAACUCAAGAAGAUCAUAGAGGAGGAGUCGGUUAGCUUCAGACCGGGAGGAGGGGGUGGAGCCGGUGGUAGCGGAGGGGGUAGUGGAGGAGGAGGUGGUGGUGGUGGUAGCAGCCAGAGUACUUCAGGGACCAUUCCAUUAGUGAUGUGCGGGGAUCUCAACUCCUUGCCCGACUCUGGUGUUGUUGAGUACCUUGAGAUGGGAAAAAUCUCCGUCCGCCAUCCUGACUUCAAAGACCUCAACUACAAGGUCCUCCGCAACUUCUCCUCCAACUCGGAGACCAACGGGCACAUUUCACAUUCGUUCCAGCUGAAGCGGGUCUACCAGAACAACCCCAUGCGCUUCACCAAUUACACCUUUGAUUUCAAGGGCAUCAUUGAUUAUAUCUUCUUUUCGAGGCAGGCCAUGUCUGUCCUGGGCCUCCUUGGUCCAAUGGACUUUGAAUGGAUCGACACAAGCAAGGUCCACGGCUGCCCCAACGCCAGCAUACCCUCAGAUCACUUCUCACUCCUCACCGAAUUCGAGAUGCCACUCUCCUCAGCGCCGUCGUCACCCCCAUCGUCGACGCUCUACCAUCCAACGCCGAACUACCCCCUCGCGAGGCGGUAGCGAGCGGAGCUUGGGGUCUCAGGGUGGUGUUCGUUCUUGGAACUCGAGAAUUUUUAAGAAAACUAUUGAAACUAAUAAAGCAGGUUCUGUGUGUUUUUGUAUCUAAUUUGUAAAUUAUAGAAGAGUAUUGAAACAUCUUAUGAAGUUAAAGUGCUUUGAACUUUGGAAAAGGAGGGAGCCAACACUCUCUAGAUUGUCCUGUAGUAUAGUGUUGGCUCUUGUUUUUUUGUGUGGAUAUAAUCUUGUUCAAUUCACGACAUACCUCAUGCCUCGUUUUUCUGGUGAAAUUGUUUGAUGUGUUGUUAACAGAUCACUUUCUUUUUUUUGUACAUAAAGCGGUCAUGUGUUGCAGUCUCUUGUGAGUAGGGGUUAUUAUAGUCGGUUCAGUCUAAGGAGUUUAUUUUCCAGUGAUAUGUUAGAGUUGCUGUUCAUCUUGAAGUAGUGUCCUCUUGUGCCGUUCCGACAAACGAAAUAGGGUUAAGUUCGACAGCACUUUAUCUUCAUGUUUUUGAAGUAUGCAAAUACACACAACCUGUGUUUAUCAGAUCGAGGCUCAAAGCUACAGGUAUCCCAGACCCGUUUGGUCAAGAGGGAACGUGUAGGUUUAAGUCUCACUUGGCAAUGUUUUUGUGGUAAUUUGAAUUUUUAUGUAAUUCGUACUUUGUACAGUGUAAAAUUGAUGCUAUUUUGCCAGAGAGAAAUACCAUUUCUUGGAUCACAUUUUAUUCCAUUGCUGUAGAAAUUUUUAUUACCUCUGUCUAGUAGUACAGUUCAAAAUAUGCUAUAUGCCAGGUGUAGGGGUAUUCUCUCACAAAUAAUCAAUUUUUUAAAAGGUAAUUGAUGCAAGUAACAUUGGCAAUAAAUAAAUAGUAGAAAUUCAAAAUAAUGAGCUAAUUUUCUCUUCCCUUUCUUGCUUAGGAGUGUUAUCAAUUAUGCAAUCCAUCACUUAACAUGCAGUUUAUUCAUAACACAUUAAUUUAUUGAUUUUUAUAUAAGAAUAUUUUGUGCUUUGAACAAUUUGACACAAAAUUAUUGUAAAGAAAAGGAAUAUGAAGAUAAUAAGCAACCUUCAGUUAUGAUAAAGUGUAUUUUCCCUCAAACUACAUGACAUUUUGACCUUUGAUGUGGGACUUUAACGUCAGGCAAUCUAUGUCCCGCCUUCUUUCCCUAUAUCCUGUAACAGCCAGAAAGAUUACCAGAAAUUGUCCUUUAAAAAAAAAAAGAAAAGUCAUUAUUACAACCACCAUUGUGUAUUAGCAUUCCUUCAGUCUUUAAAAAUAAUAUGAGCAAGCAAAAACAAGAAAAAAACCCUAUAAUGUUAUGAAAUUCAUCGAAAAUUUUAAUUAAAAUUACAUCAUUCCAGUUUAAACUAGUGAGGGAUGGGUUAGUUUUGUGACUCUGAUACCAUUACACAUACCGGAAUUUAUGAAUUGGACCAUGGAGGGAUGGUGUUUUUUUUUUGGGGGGGGGAAAUAGUCAUGGAAAAAUAUAAGAGUGAACCCUGAUAUAUGAUGCUGUAUAAAUAUUGACAAAGUAUACAGUGCGUCCCAGAAAAAAGGAAACCGGGAUUCCAAUGUCUUUUUUUCUUCAAAGGCAAAAAGAUAUUUCAUUUACAUAUUCAUAUAAUUCAAUUAUUCUUCUUUAUUGUGAUACGUAACAUGAGACAAACACUUCACGCAUUAAUGAGCAAGACGGGUUUGAAAUUUUAAUGUCAAAACCAGGUUGCGCAGAAAAAUUGGGCAAGAUUGGUUGAGAUACGACGACUGUUAUUCGACGAUUAGCUCAUUAGCAUUUCUUUCUAUUCUUUGUUAAGAUUCUCUCACUGAUCCCUAAAAUGAGAGUGGAUUCAGAUUCACACAUGAUUUUCUGUGCAAAUCGUUUCUGAUAUGCCUCAAUAUUUAUUGUUUGUAAUCUGCCUUUUUUGUGGGACGCACUAUAUAGUUUGGACGUAUUAUGCAAGUAUAUCAAUUACCUUGGUGCCAUGUUGGGCAAACAGCAAGCUCUUUCAAUCCAUGCUUCUCAGUAUAUGGGGCACAUUCUUUGAAACCAUUAUAAAACUGCUGACAGUUGUGGAAUGUUCAACGCAGAUUUUGUCAUUCUCAAUGAAGUGAGACGUCAAACUGGAGACCAUGUUUUGUACCAGCAGCCCCAAUCAUUUGCGACCCUCUACCUCAAAAUCCACAAUCAGUCGCCCAAUUGAAUUUUGAGAUUUUGCUUAAUUUCAAAAGCAUAUCCCAAGCUUUGAAAAGAUUAUAGCUUGUCAUAAUUGAUCCACAAUAACCUACACAGUUAAUUGAUUUAAUUUCAUUUCAGUGAUAGAUUUAUGGAGAGAAAAAUAGGUUUUAAGUUUUGGGUUCUCUCAAGCAUGCCAUGUGAUUACUGUGUGAGCUGAAUUAAUCUUCCAGCAGCCCAGUAAAAUGGUGUGAAACAAACCCACGUUUCUCAUUUUUGGUUUAACUUAACAUCGUCAAAUUUAACAGAAAGAAAAAGAAGAGUGUACCUUUAAACUCAGUGGCCCGUAUUCUGAUAGCAGGUUUAAAGUUGUGGUUUAAGUAUGGAUAGCCAAUUGUUACAUAAAUCACUAACAGUAGAGAUAUCAUACUUCAGCUCAUUUGGCUCUCAAAUCAUUCAUAAUUGUCAAGGAAGUAUAAAAUAGAUGAUUGUCUUCACCAUCGAUGAAUCAGGAAAGAGCACAGUAAACAUAAGAAACAUGCAACUUAAUAACAAUUUUGAUACUUUUGGCUUCCCAUACUUAAACCACAACUUUGAACCUGAGUUUAAGUUAAACCUGCUAUCAGAAUACGGGCCCUUGAGAUAACCCAAUUUUCCAGAUUUUCAUUUUUAGAGACCAAUUUACCAUUUUGGUUAGCGACCUAUUGUUGGUUUUGAGGUGGAGGGCCACACAUGAUCUCAAUGAUUCCCCCUAUGUGAACUCCAUGAAAGUUUACCCAAAUUAUCGCUUAUAUCAAGCUUGUUGGGUCUAGUAUUUAUCCUAGUCAUCAAAUCGUAAAUCAAAUUUGUGUGAUAGAUAAUUAGUAUUUGCAUAGCAAGCAGAUUUCACUUUGCGGGUAACUCAGAAGGGUCAUGAAUAUCAACAAAGUUCAUGGGAUGGCAAAUUUUCUUCCCUUUAAAGCACCUAAAACAAAUCUGCUGCCAAAGAGAUCCUUGCAUAAUGAAAUUGCUUGGGAGAAAACAAUUUUGGUUUGCUGUACUGGUAACUUUCUCAAAACAUUUCAAAGAAAUAGGUUUAUAAAAGUUCAUUAAUACCUUUUUAAAAUGCUGUGCUGGCAUCAUACGAGGCAUGUGUAUAAUCUGGCGUCAUAUCUUAUAUUGCAGUUUUUUAACGAGGAUGGUGGGAAUAAGUAUAUGUUUUGAAAAUAUCAGAUGAUUUCUAUUGUAAAUCUGUAUCAUAAACUAGGAAUUCAUGCAAUCCUAGGGUUUUUUGAGAAUAAAUUGUACAUUUGGAGAUGAAAUUAUUCUGGCAAGAAAUUCUCUAGAAAAAUUGGUUUAUACUCUGAAUUUCUGGUGCGUGUUUCACUCGUUGACAUGUCAACCACCUUUUUUUUUUUUUCUUUUCGUUUUGUACGCUGUUUGUUACCGUAAUGUUUAGUGUACAGUUUCAUUAUUUCUUUUUAUUUUAAAGAUCUCUUUGUUUUUGCACUGUAGUAGGCUCUCGUGCUAAGGCACAGAUUUUUUAUGGGGAAAAGACUUGGAGUAAUGAAAAAAGCUUGAUCCAGU